This is a messenger RNA of Pistacia vera, 1155 nucleotides long. Its product is annotated as transcription factor bHLH95. The coding region runs from base 26 to 898 and encodes 290 amino acids. Gene Ontology annotation, molecular function: protein dimerization activity; DNA-binding transcription factor activity. NCBI's taxonomy places the organism in Eukaryota, Viridiplantae, Streptophyta, Magnoliopsida, Sapindales, Anacardiaceae. Gene Ontology annotation, biological process: endosperm development; regulation of DNA-templated transcription. The transcript has 3 exons. The record is from RefSeq and is a predicted model, not a curated record.
UGUCUUUCUCUGCAAAAAACAAAUUAUGUUGGCAAAUACUUUUAAUAAUCAGUAUUGCUCAGAGCAGAACCAUGUAUGGGGUGAUUCCAGUUUUGAUGAUAGUAGUAAAGAGAAGUUGGAGAUGAAAGACGGUGAUAAUUCAAGGUCUCAUAGUCCCAGAGCUAAAGCACAAGUACAGGUGGGCAAUAAGAGAAGUAGAAAUAAUGGAAAGGGUAUUAGUUGUGGUGGUGGUGCUGAAUCUGAGCAUGAGAUGCAUAUAUUGACUGAGAGAGAAAGGAGGAAAAAGAUGAGAAACAUGUUUUCAAAUCUUCAUGCUUUGCUUCCUCAACUUCCUGCUAAGGUAGAUAAGUCGACCAUUGUUGAUGAAGCGGUAAAAUAUAUUAAAACCCUUCAACAAACCCUCCAAACGCUUCAAAAACAAAGGCUUGAAAAGCUUCAAACAGCAACUGUUGUUGAUUAUGAACAAUCAAUUAUCACAUCAUCUCAGGUAAAAGCACUGGAGUCAAGGGAAUCAUAUUUGGCUGAUCAGGGACCAUCACCAAAGAACUUGCCAAUGCCCACAUAUAUGCCUCACUCAUCGUUUCAAGUCCCCAUUUCUCCAGCUUGCUUUCAGACAUGGUUUUCACCUAAUGUAGUGGUGAAUAUGUGCGGGGAUGACGCACAAAUCAGCGUGUGUUCACCAAGGAAACCAGGGUUAUUGGCCACCAUCCUCUACAUAUUGGAAAAGCAUCAUUUGGAUGUGGUGUCUGCUCAUAUUUCCUCCGAUAACUACCGUAGCAUGUACAUGAUCCACGCCCAUGCAAGUGGAGCUUCUGAUCAAUUUCCGGAGGCCUUAUCGGUAGAGGAAAUAUUCAAACUAGCAGUAGGGGAGAUGAACUUAUGGCUCUUGACGUCUUGAUGCACAAGUUAACCAUGAAGAACGCGACAGAUAUAUAAACCAAAUGAACCAUUUCUUUUUAUAAAACAAAUGUGGAUUCCCUGUUGAGUCUCUUGAAUCUGUUUUAUUAGUUGCAUGGAACAGUUUAAUACAUCCUUCAGUACAGAUGUGGCAGAUAGCUAUAAUAUAUAUGCAUUAGUAUUUGAAAUGUAUGCACCGUUAAGAUAUGAAAUUUUAAUUCAAUGUAGAUAUAUGAAUACAUGAAUAUAUAUAUAGAC